This is a messenger RNA of Marmota flaviventris (yellow-bellied marmot), 801 nucleotides long. The record is from RefSeq and is a predicted model, not a curated record. Lineage: Eukaryota; Metazoa; Chordata; Mammalia; Rodentia; Sciuridae.
GCCUUCGCCUGGGUUACCAUGGAUACCAUGUCCCUGGAGCAUCAGAUUCAGAGCGUGCAGCGACACAUCAGCUUCCUGAAAAAGGAGCAGAUGGCACUACUUCGAGACCUGCACCUGGAAAUUCUGAGGCUGCAGAAACGCUGCUCAGAACUGACCCAUGACCUGGAAAUGAGAGAAGCCCAAUCUCACCAGCAAGAGGAGGCGUCCCGGGAGCUGGAGAGCAAGUGCCGCGCGCUGGAGUCGCAGCUGGCGGCACGGACCGCCGCCAACGCAGAGCUGCGGCGGGAGGUGGCGCAGCGCGAGGUUCUGGUGUCGGCGCUGCGGUGCAGCCUGCGCGCGGAGGAGCGCCGCUUCCUGGAGGAGCUGCGUCGCCGCAGCCACCGCGCCACGGUGCUGGGCACCGAGCUGCAGAAGCACACUGAAGCGGCCGCCUACCUCUCCUGCCAGCUGCACGCCGCGCGCCAGAGACUACAGGCCCCGCGCCCGGGCCCCGGCGCUGCUGCGGAACCCCGGCCCCGCCGGCGCGCUCAAAGGGCCCGCCGCCCGCCCGAGGCCGCCACCAAGGGCCCCAGCCGGGACUGGGCCUCCUGGGACCGCGCGGCUGGACCCCUGGACGACGUCGACCCCAUGCCAGACCCCGCGCUCUUCCUCUACGCCCGGAGGCCCCCGCGGCCCGGCGCCCGCGGCCCACGCCUGCCGCCGCCACAGGAGCCACAGGAGCCUCCAGACCAAGGUGGCCAGCAACCCAGGCCUUGCCAGAGCCCGCCCGCCGCAUCCAGCGCGCCCGGGGCCCCGGAGUAG